UGGAGGACGGAAUGGUCUUCUAGAACUUCUUCGGCGUGCAGGACAGCGAAGCAAAGCUCCCGUGUCCUCGGGAGCGCCCCGUGCUGAGGAGGGCCGUCGUGGUCCCCGUUGCCGCUGGCCUGCACAGCUUCCUUGGGAAGGCUUUGGAACUCGGCGAUGGAGCCGGCGAGCGCUGCGGGUCUGGAUGGCGAAGGUGGAGGAGGAGGUGUUCUUUCUUACCUGGAAAGACUCGAGAUGCAAGCAAGCCUGUCCCAUGAGAAGUCGGGCAAGCUGCAGAGGACUCAGACAGAGGCAAAUGCUCUCAGAAGCAAGAUCCAGAAACUGAGGCAGCUACGCAAUGAGCUGAAGGCUGAGGUGACACGGCGGCAGGCCCUGGUCCAAGCAGCCACUGCCAGCCUAGAACCUGACCAGACAGUGGGGAUGAGUGAGCAGGAGGUCUUGGAAAGAAGAUGGGAAAAUGCAAAAGCCAUUCUGCAGGCGUAUCGCUUCACAGGACUCAGGGGACAGCUGACGAGCCGCGGAGUCUGCAUCCACAUCGACACGGCAUUCGAGGAUCAUCUGCUGGAUUCCUACUUCGUGGACCUUGUCCUGCAGAAGCCACUGCGUAUCCGUCACCACUCGGUGCCAGCCUUCAUUCCCCUGGAAAAGAUGGCCGCUCAACACCUGCAGACCGACAUCCAGCGCUUUCUCUUUGCUCUCUGCCAACACCUUAAUGCCUAUGCUGGGAGGAAGUACCAGGCUGAUCGGCUGCAGGAUGACUUUGCAGCCCUUCUCACCGGGCCCCUGCAGAGAAACUCACUGUGCAAUGUGCUGUCAUUUACUUACAAAGUGGACUCGGGGGCUCAGUGUGUCCCCUUUUCUGCUAGAUUGCUCUACAGGGACCUCACGGGCACGCUCCCCACGGAUGUCACCAUUGCAUGUCUAGGGACGGAAGGCUUACCCAGCUCAUGGGAACGACGGCGAGCAGCGCACAGGACGCUCUUCUCCAUGAAGCCCCUCCACCAGGUUUUUGCUUCCUUUGCAAGAGGAGAGAAGCUGGACCUGAGCCUCACCUCCUGAAAUGCCGCUUCCAUUGGGAGCCCGUGGGAGGAAGUGAGUGAGGACGACAGCGUCCCAGGCAAAGCUCAGCUGAUGAGAAGAAACACCACGUGUUCUUCGGGGUGGUGAGGCCCAGCUGGGAGCAUGUGUGCAGUUCCCCCUCACUGCCCGUCACUUGGUAUUCACAGUACUGAGCUGAGAGCCAGAAAGGCUUGUGGGCCAGCGAAGGCAGCUGCUUGGACUGAAGAGCAUUUCCUUCUUUCAUGUCCGUGAAGCACUCCCACCUCCCUUUGCUGAGAACGCACAGCGGGUAGUGUGCUGUUCCCUGCGGCGCUUCAGGAACGCGGGGAAGAGCGUGAGUUCUGCCUGGGAGCUCAGCCAGUCUCUCCCCUGCCGCCGGGGCACCUUGUGGCCCUCUGCCCAGGGCUGUGUGAGACUUCAGUCUAACGCAGUCGUGCAGAGGGACAGGGUGGGGACAGAGGACAGAGCUGACAGACUUCCACAUGCUCAUGUUCAAGUGGAAUAAAGCUUUUAAUAAAACAGUCUUGUUAUUUAUCAA
Molecule: messenger RNA, 1597 nt
Organism: Ochotona curzoniae (black-lipped pika)
Lineage: Eukaryota; Metazoa; Chordata; Mammalia; Lagomorpha; Ochotonidae
Gene: CENPO
Product: centromere protein O
Exons: 7
Coding region: 157-1059 (300 amino acids)
Cellular component (GO): Mis6-Sim4 complex; kinetochore
Source: RefSeq, a predicted model, not a curated record